AUGGAAAUGCCUGCGAGAAGAUCUAAUUACUCACUUCUAAGUCAAGUUCCUCCUGAUGAUCCGUUUUCGUAUGCCGCCGGAGCUAGCGCGCCGUCGACUUCGAGUGACGGGAAAGCGAGCAGAGGCGGAAAGUUGGAUAGAGGUUUAGGUUUUGAUUGGGAGUUAGUUGGUGUUGAUCAUAGGUCAACUCAGCAAGGGAACAAUCGGAUCGGGAAUUUGUACUCUUCUAUUGGGUUACAGAGACAAUCAAGCGGGAGUAGUUAUGGGGAAAGCUCGUUGUCAGGCGGAGGGGAGUAUUAUGCGCAGACGCUGUCGACGGCGGCGGCUAGUGAGGUGGAUGCAUUUGGAUAUUUGCAUGAUGAUGGGUUUAAGGUUGGUGAGGCGAGGAACAAGUUGUCUGAGGGUCCGGGUUGGACUGGCGGAUCUUCCGGGAAGAGCUGGGCUCAGCAGACGGAGGAGAGUUAUCAGUUGCAGCUUGCUUUGGCGUUGAGGCUGUCCUCGGAUGCUACUUGUGCGGAUGAUCCGAAUUUUCUGGAUCCGGUGCCGGAAGAAGCUUCUUUGAGGCUCUCCUCUUCGCCUGAGGCUUUGUCUCAUAGAUUCUGGGUGAAUGGCUGCCUAUCGUACUCUGAUAAAGUCCCCGAUGGAUUUUACUUAAUUCAUGGUAUGGAUUCCUAUGUCUGGACUGUGUGCACUGAUCUGCAGGAAAACAGCCGAAUCCCAUCAGUAGAUAUUCUAAAGUCUGUGCAUCCCCGCACCGGUUCUUCCCUUGAAGUAGUUUUGGUGGAUCGGCGCCAUGAUGCCAGCUUGAGAGAACUGCAAAACAUAGUUCAAGACAUUUCUUGUAGCAGCAUAACAACAACGGAGGUUGUGGAUCAGCUUUCAAAGCUGGUUUGCAACCGUAUGGGGGGUUCAGCUUCUGCUGGGGAGGAUGAAUUUCUUUCUUUCUGGAGGGAUUGCAGCAAUAACCUGAAAGAUUGCUUAGGAUCUGUUGUUUUUCCCAUAGGUAGUUUAUCUGUUGGCCUCUGCAGGCAUCGUGCCAUAUUGUUCAAAGUACUAGCUGAUGCCAUUGAUUUACCAUGUCGGAUUGCAAAGGGAUGUAAAUAUUGCAAAAGAGAUGAUGCUUCUUCUUGUCUUGUUCGAUUUGGGCUUGAGAGGGAAUAUCUUGUUGAUUUAAUUGGGAAGCCAGGACAGUUAUGCGAACCUGAUUCUUUGCUGAAUGGUCCAUCUUCCAUCUCAUUUUGUUCACCCUUGCGCUUUCCAAGACUUAAACCAGCUGAAACUACAAUUGAUUUCAGGUCACUUGCCAAACAGUAUUUCUCAGACUGUCUAUCUCUUGAGCUUUUCUUCGACAACAGUUCUGCAGAACAGUUUGAUGGGAAAAGCAAUGAAAGGAAUAACCUUAGGCCAAUUUCGAGUGAUAGCAACAGAAGCUCUCACCUUCCUUUGUAUCCGCAAUCUGCUCUUCCGAGCACACGUGAUGAAGCUUCUGAAACAUAUAUGUUAUGUAACCCUCCUCAGAAUAUUAUAGACUCAACAACUGUGGGCAAGUAUCCACCUCCUUUAAAGCAUAAGCGUCCUGUUUGUAUUUCCAAUGAUGAUGUCAUUGAGGGUAGGAGGUUUGUCGAAGGAAGUCAACUGAUUCCUAGCAAGCCUACUCGAGAAAUUGCCUUUGACAUGGAGGAUUUAGCUAUACCGUGGAAUGAUCUUAAUUUAAAAGAAAAAAUAGGAUCAGGUUCUUUUGGAACUGUACAUCGUGCUGAGUGGAAUGGCUCGGAUGUUGCUGUGAAAAUUUUGAUGGAGCAAGAUUUUCAUGCUGAACGCUUCAAAGAAUUCAUGAGGGAGGUUGCAAUAAUGAAACAUUUGCGGCAUCCAAACAUUGUUUUAUUAAUGGGGGCAGUCACUCAACCUCCUAACUUAUCAAUUGUUACCGAAUAUUUAUCAAGGGGUAGCUUAUAUAGGCUGUUGCAUAGACCUGGUGCCAAGGAAGUUUUGGAUGAGAGGCGUAGACUUAGUAUGGCUUACGACGUGGCAAAGGGGAUGAAUUAUCUUCACAAACGCAACCCCCCCAUUGUUCAUAGAGAUCUGAAAUCUCCAAAUCUUCUUGUUGACAAGAAAUACACUGUGAAGGUUUGUGAUUUUGGGCUUUCCCGCUUAAAGGCCAAUACAUUUCUCUCUUCCAAGUCAGCUGCUGGGACUCCUGAGUGGAUGGCUCCAGAAGUUCUUCGCGACGAGCCAUCAAAUGAGAAGUCUGAUCUUUAUAGCUUUGGGGUAAUCAUGUGGGAGCUUGCAACAUUGCAACAGCCAUGGGGUAAUUUGAAUCCAGCACAGGUUGUUGCUGCUGUUGGCUUCAAGGGAAAAAGGCUCGAGAUUCCACGCGAGUUGAAUCCCCAAAUAGCUGCCAUAAUUGAGGCUUGCUGGGCCAAUGAGCCCUGGAAACGACCUUCUUUUGCCAGCAUUAUGGAUUCUCUGAGGUCAUUACUCAAACCCCCUACACCUCAACCUGGUCUUCCAAACAUGCCGCCUCUCACCUGA
This is a messenger RNA of Lathyrus sativus (Indian pea), 2532 nucleotides long. NCBI's taxonomy places the organism in Eukaryota, Viridiplantae, Streptophyta, Magnoliopsida, Fabales, Fabaceae. The record is from the annotation of a GenBank genome assembly.